Molecule: messenger RNA, 675 nt
Organism: Perkinsus marinus ATCC 50983
Lineage: Eukaryota; Perkinsozoa; Perkinsida; Perkinsidae
Exons: 1
Coding region: 1-675 (224 amino acids)
Source: RefSeq, a predicted model, not a curated record
AUGAAGAGGCUCUCAACAUUUCUGGUAUCUGCCAGUCUACCUUCGGGUUUGGCUGCUAUAUUUGGCCUCGACAUCCAGAAGGAGCAUAACUUCUUCUUCCAUCCAGGUCGCUCUGAGAUAGUCAUUGACCAGCCCCAAUGCCAACAUAUCUAUGAGCCACCUGUCGACAAACUCAAGGUCUCCCAUGCACUAUUAACCCCUUGCACUGCAUCAUUGGAUCUAUGUACCAACCCAAUUAGAAUCGCCGACACUAAGUCGUUUUUUAUCGAAGUUAGUGCCGAUGAUGAUGACCCUACGAGGAAGGUUUUUACUGUGGAUAUUAAAAGUGAGGCAAUGCCAGCGGUGGGACAGAAGAAGCGGAGAACCCGUAAGCAGCACCCGCUCAACAAGCCCGACCCUGCAGACCCUGGGCUGUAUGAGGAAACCAAGCAGAGGUUAACCAACCUCGUUGAUACUGGACGCCUGGCACUCACAGUGGAGGAUGGAGACUAUGGUUACCUGGCUACUACAUACUACGGGGUUAGAGGAGCAAAAAGGGCACGACCAGUCUUCCCCUUAACAUUGCUGAAUGCCGCCAUUAAGCCCUUGUUGGUUGAUUGCCCUUCACUGCAAGAGUCACUCCCGACGGGAGUCUCCCGUCUAUUUUGGAUGCAAGCAGAGGUCUUGCUAGGUUAA